Messenger RNA from Calidris pugnax (ruff), 5261 nucleotides. It is a transcript of the gene PGAP4, whose product is annotated as transmembrane protein 246. The record is from RefSeq and is a predicted model, not a curated record. Gene Ontology annotation, cellular component: Golgi membrane. NCBI's taxonomy places the organism in Eukaryota, Metazoa, Chordata, Aves, Charadriiformes, Scolopacidae. Gene Ontology annotation, biological process: GPI anchor biosynthetic process. The transcript has 2 exons. Gene Ontology annotation, molecular function: glycosyltransferase activity. The coding region runs from base 552 to 1739 and encodes 395 amino acids.
AGCUCUAGGGGACAGGCGGGUCCCAGCAGCGCUGUCCUUCCCCUGCUCUCCAUGGGGACCACGGAGCGGGAGUGAGGGACCCGGUUGCGGUGCGGUCCCCGCCCCGGCAGCCCCGCAGUGUCUCCGGCAACUCGCCUUUGGCUUCUUAACCCGCUGCCACACGGCUCCCCCGCCUCCGGAUUUGUCUUCCUGGCCGGCUCCCCUUCCCCUUCUUCCGAGCAUCCCUCCGCCGGCGUAGUCACAUGUUCGGGCUUUGGUGCCUUUAAUCCCACCCUUCGCCGCCCGAGAAGGGGAGGAGAAAAAUUUGCGGGAGAGAAGUGAGCAACAAGCAGAGCGGCGCGAUAAAGCAGGCGGCGGAGAUGCACGGACACCCCCUCCCACCUUUUCCCCUCCCGGGGCUGCGGGGCGCGGAGGCUGCGGGACCCCUCCCGAUGCCUCGGGCUUGGACAAAGCUGCUGCUCCAGGGAUACCUUGCAAUCCGGGGAGGAUGCGUUGCAAGUGAAGGAAUGAGGGCAUGAACAGAGCAGGGGUGCCCUCCUUCUGCAGGAGCCAUGCUACACCAAGCCUGCCGGCUCUACGGGAGGUGGUGCCGUUGGUCCAGUCCUGUUGUCCAUCUCCUCACGCUGACUGUGGUGACAUUUGGUGUGCUUGCCCCAUUGCUUUGCCACCGGCUCCUCCACUCUUACUUCUAUUUGCGGCGCUGGCACCUGAACCCCAUGAGCCAGGAGUUCCUGGUGCAGAACCAGCAGGAGGGCCAGGCUGCCCUCCGUUACUUUGAGAAGCUGCAGAUACCAAACACCUCCCAGGCCUCUGGUGGCGAUGCCUUCCAGCCCUUGCUGCUGGUCACCAUUAUCACUGUGCAGAGGCGCAGUGAUUUCCACUACGUCUUGCAAGUGGCCUCCCGCUUCCACCGCCUCCUCCAGAAAUGUGGUGCACGGUGCCAGAGCCACCGCAUCCUCCUCUGUAAUGUGGAGUCAGACCCCAGCAGCCACCAGGAUGUCAAGCUGCUGAGCAGCUUCUUUCCUAUGGUCAGUCGUGACAAAGCUGGGGAGAGCCCUGACCCCAGGCUGAACCAGUUUGAGAAGGAGAAGCAGGACUACGUCUUCUGCCUUGAGCAGUCGCUGUUGGCGUACAACCCAGAAUAUAUCCUCAUAGUGGAAGAUGAUGCUGUGCCAGAGGAGGAGGUAUUUGCUGUCUUGCAGCACCUCUUGUUGGCCCGGUUAUCCAAACCAUACCUCAGAGACGCGCUCUACUUCAAGCUUUACCAUCCCGAGAGGCUCCAGCACUACUUGAACCCCGAACCCAUGAGAAUCCUCGAGUGGCUGGGUCUAGGCAUGUUCCUGGGGCCCGUGCUGAACUGUGUGUACUCCUGGGCAACGGGGCGCCCCGGCCUCAGCUGGCCCAUUGUCCUCUUCUUCGCUUUGUACAGCAUGGCUUUGUCAGAGCUGGUGGGACGGCAUUACGUGCUGGAGCUGCGCCGGCUGGCCCCCACGCUGUACAACAUCGUGCCGGUCACCGAGUGCUGCACCCCUGCCAUGCUUUUCUCUGCUUCUUCUGCCCGCCGUGCCUUAGGUUACCUGAAGGGUCUGCAGUGCCGACAGGGCUUCGCGAAGGACAUUGCCCUCUACUCGCUGCUGCGGGCCAAGGGGGAGAACGCCUACGUGGUGGAACCCAACCUGGUCCGGCACGUGGGAAUGUACUCCAGCCUUCGCCUCAACGACAACCCCAAACUGCUGUGAGCUGUCCAUGCCUUUCCAGGUGCAAAGCCCAGGAGAACUUGCCUCUGGGCGGAGAGAGACGGUGUGUGAACUCAAGAUGUGGUGCUGCUCGCACUGGGUAUCCCGUGCCUCCAGGUGGACAAGAAGUUUAAAAAGUUUCUUAAGAAAUAAACUUGAAUACAUGCAGAUCCUAUUUAAUAUAUACUUGGAACUAGUCACCGUGCACCAGUUUUGGGAGGGUGAGGGUGGGGAAUGGAGGAUUCUAGCUAAGUGUUGUGAAUUUUCUACUCUCCUUAACCAUUCUUAAGGAAAAAGCUGUCAUGCCAAUAUAAACAGCUACACUGCCUACUCUGCUUUACAUUGCUUACAGAAAUCCUCACCUGAGGGCAACAGAAAUGUUGGACAAAGUGAAUGUUCAAAUUUAACCUAGUAAAGGGGGAAAAGCCCCUAUUUUCCCAUCCUUACGAAUAUCUGAUCUCUGACCUCUGCUUCAAAGCUGUGGUUUUGAGCAGAUCUUUUAAAAGCAACAAUGGUUUGUGUGAACUUUCCCACAAAUUUUGCCUCGAUUCCUCAAGUUUUAUGAAGCCUCUAUUUGUUAUUCCCUCCCCCUACAGAUCCUAACCACCUCUCCACCCUUCCCACUCCUUUUUCUUGGAACACAGGAUCUUAAAAACAAAGCCUCUGCUGCUUCGUUAAGGGUCACCAGUGAAGGUACGAAAAAGAAAACAGAACAACAGCAACUGAUGUGACACAGCCAGGUCACAAAUGCGUGUUUCAGUUGCUACAUUAUAGAUAUUAUACACAACAAAGGAUGACUACAUGUUGAUUAGUAUAAUCACUACCUGUAGCGGAUCUAGAUCGUUAAAAGAGGCCUUAUCAGUUGCUGACUGGACUUAGACAUUCAACAUGAAUUUACCUUGAGAUCCUAUCAGUACAGAGGCAAAGGAAAGGUUAGAUCAGGCGCUGCUAGUGUGCAGGACCCUUGUUUCAUGUUGGAGCUGUUGUUCAUUCACUGCUCCUGGCAGCAAGCAACAUACCCACAGGAAUCAAAGCUGGCUGUUCAUAAAACCAGGCAACAACAGCACAAAUCAUCAAGGGGCUGGUCUCAUACUGACCCGUUAAGGUAACGUGCUCUGGUGGUUAGACAUUUGGGAUAAGUACUUUGUACCACAGCUGUGGCCACAGUUAAAUAUAAACCCAUGCAGAUGACAGAGAUCUCAUAGAGAAUCAAAACUGGCACCAAAAUGUUACUGUCUAAUGAAAAACCCACCUUGACGUUAGUGGGCUUUGAAUCAAAUUCACUUACAUGUGGAGUUUGGUUGAACUCUUUUUGAAACCAUAUUCCUAGCUUUGGAAUGAAUCAAAUACAGUAUUUUUUAUUGAGUUUUCGUCAGUGGGGUGUGUUGGUUUUUAUUUUGGUUUGGUUUGGUUUUGGUGACGGUAGAACUAUACUUUGAAUUUUCUCUCCCAUAGUGUCUCCCAGGUGAUUUAUGUCUUAAACUCUUAAGAAGUGUGGUUUUAAAUGUGAAAGACAUAAAGCUCCUCAGAGAGGAAACCAAAGAAAAUUCCAAACCUAGGGUUGUCGGCGCCUGAUGGGUAUCAAUUACACAACACAAAUUUGGAGUGCAAGUUAGCCAACUAGAAAUGGCUUCACAACACAGAGCACUGCUUUGCUCUCUUAGUAAUCAGCUGGGAUACUUUUAUAACACCUUUGGAAAUCAGAUGUGAGUAAAAAUUGCUUGUGGAUUCCAUGUCACUCCGAAGGCAAAGCACCUCUUCUGUCAGAGGACACCGGAAAAAUUGCACAGGCAGAACCACAAUUUAUUCCCAGCUGCUGAAAACCCCAAAGAUACUGGAGUGGUCACACAGUGGCAGGGGGACAAACCUAUUCUCAGGCUUUACUAUGAUGUGGUUAAGAUGGCAGGAUUUGAGUGUCAUUGUCUAUUUAUUCCACUAAGUGCCUGCGUGAGGAAAUACAACUUGUUUGUUUGUGUAUCUUCAGCUGUGAAUGUUUCCGUGCAUUGUGCUUUCUCUUCACUCUUUUUCUAUCUUUGUACUAUACAAAUCCAGGACAAGAAGAGUCCAUUCAUACUCAUUCUUGGAAAUGAAAUCUCACAGCAAAGUACAAUAAAUGGGACAGGGUAAAGAAAAAGGAGGAAGGAAAAGAAAGAAAGGAAGAAAGAAAAAGAAAGAAAAGGAAAGAAAGAAAGAAAAGAAAGAAACCUUAGAAAAGAAACCAACUGACUAUAUGCAGUUAAUAAAUGCUUUGCUGUGGGAAAUGAUUUAUCUGUUUGUCUCAAAAGUUAUUUUUCUUGUUUGCCCAGUAGUACUUUGUCAUCCCAGAAGUCCAGGGCAAGUCAGCAAUUUCAGUGAGCUUCAUAGCUGAAAAUUAAGAACAUGAAUUUGAGGCAUCCCUUCUAAACCAGAAGACAAUUUUCAGGGCAUAAGAAAUGAGAGAAGUGUGACUGGGAGACCAAACAACGUGCAGAGGGCUGCAACUUGAACCUGCCAAUGCAACAGUUUCAGAUAAACCCGUUGAGGACAAGCUCCUUUCUGCAAGAAGCAGAUGAAUAAAUUAUUCAGGUCCUUCUGGAAUAAAUUCCUAAGUGCCCAGUUCGCCUUUACAACACAGGUGCUUCUUUUACUGAGCCUGCUGGGGGCUGUUUCUGAGUUACUCAGGUACUUGCCCAAAGUCCACCAUUCCAAUGUGGCAUCUCAGGACAGUGUUCCUUCUUCUGCUGCCUCCGAACUUUCAUAAGUAGUUUGAUUUUUUUUUUUUUCUGUGCCACACAUCUUAAUAGAAAACACAAGUACACCGGAAGUGUACUUCGCCCUUGGAACAGAAAAUGGGAGGUUACUGUGAGUUCUUAAGUCCUGUUGGAUUUCCUUCCACAGUUUGGGAUAAAAACGCAGUCUCAAACACACAAGCCUUUUCCCUCUCUUUUCUAUCAGGGGAGCAGAGCUGAGUUGCUGUAUCUCAGGCUAUGUUAAGUUGAAGGUCUAGCAUUAACUCUUUGAAAUGAGGCCUUAAGAGUAUGGUUUUAUUCACAUUAAAACAAACUUUGUGACUAAUUUUGAAACAAACAAUAUGGAUUAUCUUGGGUGUUGGUCCAUUCCCAAUAGUGUGGAGACUAUUUUUCAACACAGCAGCUAUUGCUUGCAGAAGAGGAUUCUUUCUCGACAGGCCGGACAGCGGGACUCAAGGCAUUAUUGUCUGAGACAAUCCAGGGGAAGUUACUAAAUUAAACAAAAACUACCUUUGUUUCCAGGGCAUGUACAACACAAGCAUGAUUCUGGCAGAACACAAAGCAUAAAUUGAUAGGUCUCUAUUAGAUUAGAAGCCCAAGAGGAUUUUCUAACUACAGCAGGUAUCAAUGUCUUAGUGAGAAGGCACUGCAUUUGAAGAGAGAACAAAAAAGUUGUCCCCUCUGUUGAGAGAAGCCAUGAGUUGCCAGACUGGGUAUUUCAACAGUGCUUUCGCUGGAUUCAGGGUGAAUAACUUUUUUUUUCCUAAAGACAUUUACAAGCAAACUUUCUACCAAA